Musa acuminata AAA Group (dessert banana) is the source of this 2199-nucleotide messenger RNA. RefSeq names its product arginine--tRNA ligase, chloroplastic/mitochondrial. Gene Ontology annotation, cellular component: cytoplasm. The record is from RefSeq and is a predicted model, not a curated record. The transcript is spliced from 18 exons. Gene Ontology annotation, molecular function: ATP binding; arginine-tRNA ligase activity. The coding region runs from base 55 to 2040 and encodes 661 amino acids. Gene Ontology annotation, biological process: arginyl-tRNA aminoacylation. NCBI's taxonomy places the organism in Eukaryota, Viridiplantae, Streptophyta, Magnoliopsida, Zingiberales, Musaceae.
ACCCUACAAUACCAGUGUGACGCACGCGUAUUUAAUCCGCUACCAAAAGCAGAGAUGGCGGUAGUAGUCGCCUUUCCUCCUGCUUCUGCUUCUGCUCGCUUCGACUCCCUCCGCCGCCGCCGCCCCAUUACAACGACGCCCUUCUCCGGUUAUUUUGGAGCAGCCUGUAGGAGACUUGUUUCAACGAGGACGAGGGUGCACGCCGCAGCCAUGAGUGACGGGACGUCCGUGUCCACGACUGCCCCUCCGGAAGUGCCCACAACAAGAACUGAUAGAGAUCGGAUUGGAAGUGUCAAACAACAACUGUCAAGAUUAUUGAAAGAAUCCCUUCAAGCUCUAUUUCCAUAUGAAAUUGAGCCCCUGGUUGCAGCUUGUCAAGCAAAAUUUGGUGACUAUCAAUGUAAUAAUGCGAUGGGCCUCUGGUCACAAUUGAAGGGAAAACCGACAGAGUUCAAAAAUCCCAAUUCCAUUGGCCAGGCGAUUGCCAAAAAUCUUCCUCAGUCUGAAGUUAUUGAAUCUACCUCUGUUGCAGGACCUGGAUUUGUCAAUAUAACUUUGUCAAACAAAUGGAUAUCUAAGCAUAUUCAUAACAUGUUGGUAAAUGGUAUUGAAGAAUGGGCGCCAAUACUUUCAGUUACUAGGGCAGUGGUGGACUUUUCAUCACCCAAUAUUGCAAAAGAAAUGCAUGUUGGUCACUUAAGGUCCACCAUAAUCGGUGAUACUCUUUCUCGCAUGCUGGAGUUCUCAAAUGUUGAAGUCCUUAGACGGAACCAUGUUGGUGACUGGGGUACACAGUUUGGCAUGUUAAUCGAACAUUUGUUUGAUCAAUUCCCUGAUUGGGAGGAUGCUGGGGAUCAAGCUAUUGGAGAUCUUCAGGCAUUCUAUAAGGCAUCAAAGCUUAGGUUUGAUCAGGAACCAGCUUUCAUGGCAAGGGCACAACAAGCAGUUGUUAGGCUGCAGAGUGGGGAAGACAAAUAUAGGCAUGCUUGGAAAAAGAUAUGUGAAAUCAGUAGGAAGGAGUUUGACCUGGUUUAUCAGCGCCUUCAGGUCCAGUUAGAGGAGAAGGGCGAGAGCUUUUAUAACCCUUACAUUCCAGAUGUGUUGGAGGAGUUCAAUAAGGAAGGACUGAUCAAGGAAAGUGAUGGUGCUCGUGUGGUGGAGAUAAAAGGACAUAACAUUCCUUUAAUUGUUAUCAAGAGAGAUGGUGGAUACAACUAUGCCUCCACUGAUCUGGCUGCUCUUUGGUACCGGUUAAAUGUGGAGAAGGCAGAGUGGAUUAUAUAUGUAACUGAUGUUGGUCAGCAGCAGCAUUUCGAUAUGUUUUUCACUGCUGCUAGAACAGUUGGUUGGCUUCCAGAUCCUGCUAAAAAUACAUAUCCAAAAACAAGUCAUGUGGGAUUUGGUCUAGUUCUUGGAUCAGAUGGAAAGCGCUUUCGAACACGUAGCUCUGAAGUUGUUCGACUGGUAGAGUUACUUGAUGAAGCUAAAAGUCGCAGUAAAGCUGAACUGAAGAAGCGUCUUGAGGAUAAUGGUAAAAUUAAAGACUGGAAAGAUGAUGAGCUUGAUAGCACUGCUGAGGCAAUUGGAUAUGGUGCUGUCAAAUAUGCAGAUCUGAAGAACAAUCGUCUGACUAAUUACACAUUUAGUUUUGAUCAGAUGCUAAAUGACAAGGGAAAUACUGCUGUUUAUCUAUUGUAUGCACAUGCUCGGAUAUGUUCCAUUAUCAAGAAAUCGGGUAAAGAGAUAGAAGAGUUAAAGAAUUUGGAAGCCAUUGUGCUGGGUCAUCCUGAUGAGCGUGCCUUGGGACUUCAUCUUAUUCAAUUUGCAGAGAUAGUCGAGGAGGCUUGUUCCAACCUGCUUCCAAAUGUUUUGUGCGAGUACCUAUACAAUUUGUCUGAGAUGUUCACGAGGUUCUACACCAGCUGUCAGGUGAAUGGGUCCCCGGAGGAAGCAAGCAGGUUGUUGUUAUGCGAGGCAACCGCAGUCGUCAUGAGGAAGUGUUUCCAUCUUCUCGGAAUCACCCCUGUUUACCGGAUAUGAAAGACUGUCAGUUUCGAGUAUCAGUUGUAGUCGUUGGCUGAGGUCUCAAAAAUGAAUCCAUUUGUCAUUUUAUUACCAAGUGAAAUGAAUUCAGUACUAAUGGUAAAUGCAUUAAUGAUGUACUGUUUUAUUUAUAGGAGAAACCAAAGCAUUGUCAUA